CAUCUUCUGCUCCCCAGAUCUAGUGGCCAAUAUAUACCAUACCCAUUCUAUUUGCCUUCUCCUUGUCCCCGUUUCACAUCACCACACAUGCAGCAACGACCCACCUGCACUAAUGUUCGCAUACGCUCCACUCGUGAUGCUCACAAAAUAUUCUAUGCAGUACAGCUGCGUAUGCUCCCAAUGAUAACGAGGCGCCUUGACGCCGACGAACGUCUCGCCUUGUGUUCAGGUUGUAUCUAUGCAUGGGAAGAAAGAGGCCCACACACUGAAAUCACAGGCUUGGGUAUAGAGCGUUUUACAGAGGGGCGUCGAUGGAGUCCCUCACGCGUCAGAGACGAAUUUCUCUUCUACUACGAGAAGUAUACUCCUCCAGCAGACGCUGGUCAUUCUGGGUCAUCUGAGAAACAGCCCCCUCGAGACUGGGAUCCGCUGGUAAAACAAACUUAUUCAGUUUGGGUUGAAACGGAUAAAGGUCGCCGCAAGUGGCACUUGACCGCAUACUUCACGCAGGCCACAGUCGAUGAGCUGGGCACCAUAGACAACAUACCAGGUGUCGCUGACCUUGUGGUGCCAGAAGGAACCUUCCAAAGCACCCGAGUUGGCAAAACUCGCAAGGGGGAAGACAGUCGCUCAAGAUCCGAUGUUUUGAAGUCAACGAACUCUACCGUAACCCGGACGUACGCACCGUUCCCUGCAUAUUCGAGCCAGUCUUCCCACUACCCUAAUUCGCCACAAUCACCAUAUGCUCAGUCGGAUGACCCGUACCGCUCAGGUCCGGGUCAGUCUUCGCAGCAGCUUCGUACGCCCAUAUCUGAAAUACCUCAGUAUUCGGUACCCCCACCACCCCCACCACCCUCUCUCCCUCCUCUUCGUCCUUCAUUUGAAGAUGACUACAAAUUCCGUCGUCCCUCGCUCCCCGCCAUACCCCCGCCAGAGCAUGGCUCAGCGUAUUAUGGCCGCAGAAGCUCUGCUGAUUAUUCCGUGUCUGGAACUAUUCCUCCCUUGGCCAGGACUCGUACAGACACAUCAUUGAAGCCCUUUGCUGAGUGUCAUACCUCCAGUGAUCAUGGGUCUUCUCCUGCGUUUGGAGCCAGCAUGAAUCACUCUCCUGCUUCGAGUAGCGCAAGUACACAUCGUGCAUCCGAGGACCUCUACUCCUCCAGGCCUUACUCGUGUUCGUUUAACGUCCGCCCAUCACGCUCGCCGCCAUCCUCUCCCUUAUGUCGCAUCCGACCACCAUCUACUGUUGGCAAUUUCCAGCCUGUCUCCCGAGUGACAGAUGAUGAUAAUAGAGAACCGACUCAGAGCGCAUUUUCGCUUGAUAACUCAGCCAACUUCCCUUCCCCUCAUAAUUCACCACCUAUCUCGCUUCCCCCUCCUGCGCAGCUUUUCCGGUCAGAGCCUACCCCACAAUACGAAGUGCCGCCUUCUGCAGAUUCAAGUAGCAUUGGACCGCAGCGUGUUGGCUUGGCACCCUUGCAUUCCUUGCAACGCAGCCACCCCUACAAACGAGACCCUAUGGACGACAGAGCCCUUCGGCUGCUAGGACCACGUUCCGGGUGACUAUUCGCUGGUUGCAUGCCGUCAGGCGAUAAGUGACAUGUCAUCGCAUCGCAUCACUGUCCGCUUGCGUCCAUCAUUUUUGCGUAA
Suillus bovinus is the source of this 1650-nucleotide messenger RNA. RefSeq names its product Gti1/Pac2 family-domain-containing protein. Gene Ontology annotation, molecular function: DNA binding. The transcript is spliced from 4 exons. Bases 88 to 1563 code for a protein of 491 amino acids. NCBI's taxonomy places the organism in Eukaryota, Fungi, Basidiomycota, Agaricomycetes, Boletales, Suillaceae. The record is from RefSeq and is a predicted model, not a curated record.